Durio zibethinus is the source of this 1587-nucleotide messenger RNA. RefSeq names its product peroxidase 5-like. The record is from RefSeq and is a predicted model, not a curated record. Gene Ontology annotation, biological process: hydrogen peroxide catabolic process; response to oxidative stress. Lineage: Eukaryota; Viridiplantae; Streptophyta; Magnoliopsida; Malvales; Malvaceae. Gene Ontology annotation, molecular function: heme binding; peroxidase activity.
AAAAAGAAGCAAUACAUAUAGAUAGAACAGAGUAAAGUUGAAACCAAGGGAUGGGGCUGGCCUAACUCCUCCGUAGAAGAAAAAGACUUGUUUUACUACUUACUAGGGACCUGCUCAAGUAUAGACAGCUUGUUACAUCUCUCAUGCCUGUGCGCGCAGCCGCAGUCAGCCAUGCACGUUUUUUAUUACAUUUUAGCAAAACCAACACGCCAUCUUCACCUUUAUCCCAUCUAUCUAUAAUAUAAAGGCAGCACAAUAAUGAUCAGCUAUUCUCUCCAUCUUCCUAACAUUUCAGUAAUUCUUUUGAUCUCUUUGUUAAGUGAAAAUGCCAAGCUUAAAGUACUCUAGCUGUUUCAUAUUCUUUGUUGGUAUGUUUUCAGUUUCAUUAGCUACGCUUAAGGUUGGCUUCUAUAAAUCAACCUGUCACUCUGCAGAGUCUAUUGUGAGAAAAGCUGUGGACAAGGCUGUGUCCAGGAACCCGGGUAUAGCUGCUGCCCUGAUUAGGAUGCAUUUCCAUGAUUGUUUUGUAAGGGGCUGUGAUGCCUCUGUCCUUUUGGAUUCAACACCAGGUAGACCAUCAGAGAAGGAACAUCCGGCUAACAAACCAAGCUUGAGAGGCUUCGAAGUGAUUGAUCAAGCAAAGGCUGAAAUUGAAGCAAAAUGCCCUCGAACAGUUUCAUGUGCAGAUAUCAUUGCAUUUGCCGCGCGUGACAGUGCCUACAAAGUUGGUGGUAUUAAAUAUGUAGUGCCUUCAGGGCGCCGCGAUGGAAGAGUUUCACUAAGAGAUGAGGGCUUCGGAAACCUCCCCCCACCUUUCUUCAAUGCCAAGCAACUGGAAGAAAAUUUUGCACGAAAAGGCCUUAACCUUGACGAAAUGGUGACACUUUCUGGGGCACAUUCCAUUGGUGUUUCACAUUGUUCUUCUUUCUCUGAUCGUUUAUACUCUUUCAAUGAAACUCACCUACAGGACCCUUCAUUGGAUCCAGAAUUUGCUAGGCAAAUGAGGAAAAGGUGCCCCAGACCUGGAUCAAGCCAUGAUCCUACAGUGCCACUUGAUGUUCUUACACCACACAGGCUAGAUAAUAAGUACUAUACAGUUUUGAAGAACCAUCAUGGCUUGUUAACAUCUGAUCAAACUCUUCUAAGCAGUCGCGCCACAGCAAAAAUAGUAAGGGAGAAUGCAAGGCAUGGUAAAGCAUGGGCCAGAAAGUUUGCUGCAGCAAUGAUUAAGAUGGGUUACAUUGAAGUGCUCACAGGGUCAAAGGGUGAGAUCAGGAAGAAUUGCAGGUUUGUGAACUGAAAAUUGUUUGUGGCCUAAGGUGGGAGAGAUUAUGGAGUUGUUUUAUGGUUAGUUUUUUAAUCAUGAUUUGAUUACAUGUUUCAUUCUAAUGCUGUCAAGCGUAAAUUUGUUUGAAAGUCAUCUUUAUUCUUUCCAAGUGUAAAUUUGUAAGUCUUUGGUUAUAUUAUCAUGCGUAGAAACACAUGGAAUAAACUAAUAGUUUGUUGGACAAAUGUAAACACAAGUGUUCCGACUUGAAGUUCAACUUCAACAUUUGAUAUUCUGAUUGAUUGUAUAAAUUUAAAGGA